This is a messenger RNA of Phyllostomus discolor (pale spear-nosed bat), 3693 nucleotides long. RefSeq names its product fibrous sheath interacting protein 1 (gene FSIP1). The transcript has 12 exons. Bases 1126 to 2883 code for a protein of 585 amino acids. The record is from RefSeq and is a predicted model, not a curated record. Lineage: Eukaryota; Metazoa; Chordata; Mammalia; Chiroptera; Phyllostomidae.
GUAAGCUUUUACCAAAAUAGGUAAGAGGUUCGUGGUGGUGGAGGGGACUUGGAGAAGACUGUUUUUCUGCCAUGUGAAGUUUAUGCUUCUUACAUCUAGGGGGAGGUGUCCACGUGGGCAUGCCACAUAGUCAGAUACAAGAAUGUGGACUUCAAGGGAGAAGUCUGAGCUGGAGAUAGAAAGGCAGGAUUUAGCCACAUACGGCUGUAUUUACAGCACCCCAGCACUGCCCUAGAUUGGAGUUGUGGCUCUCUGAGUUAACUCACUUAACCUUUGUCUAUUUGCUCUGCUGAAAAACACUUAAAGAAUGCCUACCUAAAACGAGGAUAAAGGGGUCAAGUACGUGAAAAUGCAUUGUAAACUGUAAAGUACCAUUUAGACUGAAGAAAAAAAAAAAGCAGACAUUUCAUUGUACUAGGGAUGACGAAAAUCAGUUUGUGGACUCAACGAACCUCAUGCACCCAGAAUCAGAGAAAUGACAAAUAACAAUUAUUACCCUUUUUGGACUGUAGCCCAAUUUGUGUCACUACUAUUUUUAAUUUACAUGGCAUUCAAACUUUACCAAGAACCUCACAUACAUGAUCUUUUGGAGUUGCACAACAAUCUUGUGAGCAAGAUAUUUUGCAAUCCUCAACACAAAGGAGGAAACUGAGCCCAAAUAGGGUAGCUGACCUGCAGGGCGCGCACCAUAUUGAUAGUGACGGCAGAGCCAUACAAGCACCCAGACAUACUAGUUCAGAAUUGACCUAAAUCCGAACAAACCAUUCUCCAUCCACACAGUCCUCCGGAAACACGGAGGAGACAGUUGAGCUAUCCCAGCUCCUGGGGUUCCGUCAGCUGCCCUCGAUCCCCACGUCUCAAGUCAGGAUGGUACAGCCCUUUUGUCUUAUCGCGAGACUGGAAGCGUCGAGUCUCUGGUUGCCCGGGGAACCGCGUUCUCAGAAGCAGGGGCGCUUUGGCUCCGCAGCUCCUUUUACCUCCAGAGCAGCUGUGGUAGUAGGAAAGACCCCCGUCCUUUUUGCGGGACAGUGGGUGACGCUGCGAGUGUCUGCGGUGCGCUUGUGAGCCCUCAGGGCUCCGUCAACUGGCGACUAGCUCUCAGAGCUUCCUCCGGGAAGGACAUCAAUGGAUAUUAUAAAGGGGAACUUAGAUGGAAUUUCAAGACCAGCCUCACAUUCAAGAACCCGUCCUGGGAGCAGAUGUUCGAGUGCUUCUUUGGAGGUGCUCUCACCAGAGCCUGUGUCCUUCAAGGUUGAUACUGCAAUCAAGUUGAACUCUGAUGAAGAGGGCCCCUCAUUAAACAGUAAUCCAGAGGGAAGUAGGAGCUGCGAUGAUGAUAAAGGUGAAAACUACACCGAGAAAAUAAAACUGGCUGGAGAGGGGUCAGGUGAAGCUUUGAACUGGGCUCAACAUCAAAUAGUCUCUAAAUGUUCAGAUGAACCCAAAUUAAAAGAAUUAGAUUCUCAACUUCAAGAUGCUAUUCAGAAGAUGAAGAAGCUUGAUAAAAUAUUGGUGAAGAAACAAUGUAGAGAAAAAGAAAUUAAGAAGCAAGGUCUAGAAAUGAGAAUAAAGCUAUGGGAAGACCUUAAGUCUGCAAAAAAUAGUGAAGCUUUGCCAAGUAAUGAGGAAAUGGAAAAUACAAAAAAGUUUCUAGCUUUGACUGCUGCAUCAGAAGAAACUGUUGAUCCUUCUCGCCAUGAACAUGAAGACACCUUUUUCUCAGUGUUUCACACUCAAGUCCCUCCAGAAGAAUAUGAAAACCAUAUACAGACUGUCAGUCAAGAUUUUACCUGUGAUGUGAAAAGAAAUGAGCCAUUGGUCCAAGCAGAAAAGAGACCUUUCUCAAAUACAGAAAAGACUGAGCUCAGGGGUCAACACAGCCGGGAUUUUAUUAAGCGAAAUAUUGAGUUGGCCAAGAAUUCAGGAAAACCCGUGGUUAUGAUGGAUAGAGAGAAGAAAAGGCUGGCUGAACUUUUGAAGGACUUAGAUGAUAGAGAUUCUGGGCUGUCCAGUUCUGAGGGCGAUCAGUCUGGCUGGCUGGUCCCAGGCGAAGGAUACACACUUGAAGCCACCCAGCACCAGCAGCUCGCUGAAAUCGAUGUAAAACUCCAAGAGCUCUCCGCAGGCUCCCUGACAAUGCCUGGCUUUUCUCCAAGACUUGAAAAUCAGAAUGAUCAGGAACCUGACCUUAAUGAUGAUAAUAGAAAUAUGGAAAUAACUCCAGGGGAUGAGGCACUUCGGGACACCAAAGAGCAACGGGAUCAGGAAAAUCGGUUGAAAGAGAUAGAUGCAAAGCUGAGAAAGAUGAAGGAAAAUGUGUUAGAUUCAACAUCGCUUCUCUCUGAGGAACAGUUAAGGCAUCUUCUGGAUGAAUGCACAUUCAAACAAAAAUCCACAGUUGGACUUUCUUCGGAAAGAGAACAGAAAGAUAUUGAGAAUGUAACGCUCGAGUCUCCCCAGCUUUCCAGACCUACCCCUUCUGAGGCACUGACUGAGUCAGAAACGGAAGUCGAAAGCACUGAGACCGGAGACGCACAUGCGCCCGAGACUGCAGACUGCGGAGCCUCUCCAGGCUACUAUCUCAGCAAAGCCUUGUCUGGGCAGUACGUGUCACAAGCUCUUGUCAUUGAAGCUGAGAAUGUGAAAGGCCUCCAGUUUUCCAAUGACGGGGUUAUUAGUGACACGAAGGACUAUUUUAUGUCGAAGACUCUUGGCAUCGGAGGACUGAAAAGGCCUUCUUUUUUGGACGAUCCACUGUAUGGCAUGGAUGUGAGCCUUUUAUCCGAAGACCAACACCUGGCUCUCAGCCCUUCAGAGAAACCAGAACCAGGUGCAGAUGAGCAGGAGACUGAAGCUGUGAGAGAAGAACGUGAAGAACCUUAGGCAAAGCCUAGCUGAUGUGCGCUGGCAGAAAGUUGGUGAAUUAAAUUAAAUUAUACUUUUUCUGACUCUUUGAAUCCCUUGAAUGGAUUGUCGAGACCAUUUCUCAAAUAAUGACUUUAAUGUUUGGAUUCUCUCUUUCUGGAUUCCAGUUCCUUGAUAUUUGUGAGACUUUGGUAUUAUUGUUCAAUGGUUUUUCCUGGAAAAAAAUUUUUUUAUUGCUAACCUUGCAACAUCAGGGAUACAUAAUAGGAGCCAACAUUUUCUGUAUAUGCACUGUUUUAAAACUAGCUGACGUGCUGAUCGUUUGUACUUGAUUUUAUAUGUUACAACCUUAUUGUGAUUCAGAUUUAAUCACUGAAUUUUUGUUUGGUCCUGACUUUCCUUUUUCCUCCCCAAUUAAAUGCCUGUUAAGUACAAUUUGCCAUAGAAACAAAUAGAUUUUCUCAACAAAGCAAUGUUAAAGCAGGCUUUACUAUCUUAUUAGCAAUGAUACUUUACUUACACAGAAGUUUGAAUUAUUUGAUAUAUUACUUUAAGUUUGUUAUCUUUUAGAGUUUGCCUUUUAGAAUGCAGCAAAUAAAGAUCAACUACUUAAAAAAAUUCUGUGAUACUAUUUUAAGAGAGAGGGUUUGUCUAGUUACAAGUCAGUAACCUGGAUUCAUGAGAAAAUUUCAUGUCAACACUCCAUAUGAUGAAUUGGAAUUAGAACUAGAAGUCCAGUUUUUCUUCAUUAAAAAAAAUGAGCUGGCUAUUGUGCUGCCUUUAAUGAAAUUUGUAGUAGUGUAUUUGUAGCAUUAUUUUUUGCUUACA